AUGAGCCAUGACGCCGCUCACGGCCGCCAUUCCGUCUCACCUCCUUCUUCUGGUCGCUCUUCGCCGGUUCCACGCGCCACGCGUCGAGUUGUCGAGGAUGGUAUGUGGGUUUGUGCGUUGCUAAUCAUUUGGACAAAAUUCUAAUCAAGGUUUAGGAUUGUACAAGGCCGACAAAAGCUUGAAGCGGUAUGCCGCCAAUAUCGAACGGGUCCUCAGCACAUGGGAGAUUGCUCCAGAAGAAUGGGCCGACUACAUUGCUUUCUUGGGCCGUUUACUGAAAGCAAUACAAACACAUCCCAAGGAUGCUCCAAUUCUCCCGCAUAGCGAUGCCAUUUCUACGAGGCUCGCGCAAUGUCUGAAUCCGGCAUUACCUUCCGGAGUUCAUCAGAAGUCGCUGGAACUUUACCAUUAUAUCUUUACGACUUUCGGGAACGAUUACAUCGCCAGUCAUCUCCAUGAGCUGCUACCCGGCCUCUCGUCGGUUCUGUCAUUCGCCUCACUAACCGUUCGUCCGGGUCUUUAUAGCCUAUUUGAGGACCACAUCGUGGCCUUGUCCCCGUCAGACCUUCGACCUGCACUAAAGUCACUGAUACUUGGUCUGUUGCCGGCUCUCGAGGAGGAGAACAGCGAAGAUUUUGAACGCGCUUUUGGCAUCUUGCAGUCGUUCGAGGAAUCAUUUGCUCCCACAUUCAAAUCAGACGAUCUCACCCAAGAAAGCGAUGGUUACUUCUGGCAAUGUCUCUUCUUGGCCGUUGUCUCAAGCCCUUCAAGAAGACAAGGGGCACUCAACUUCCUCUCUCGAAAAUUGCCCAAACUCGGGAGAGACCCUGCGGCGUCUAGCGCUGGUCCUGAUAAGAUUCGGCUUUCUCGAGAAGCACAGAGAAUAAUCUCUCCAGAGCCCGGACUGCUCGUGCGCUGCUUCAUUUGCAGCCUGUCUGACCCUCAAAUACUGAUACAAAGAGGCUUUCUUGAUCUUCUGGUCACGCACUUACCACUGGACUCCAUCGUGCUUCAAGAAAAGAUUGGCAGCGAUGACUUGGAUCGAUUAGUAACGGCGGCAACGCAGGUGUUACUCCGCAGAGACAUGAGCUUGAACCGACGUCUAUGGAGCUGGUUUCUCGGACCUGAGCCGAAGGACCAACCAGAUGCCAGCCAGCCUUCAUCUCCUACGAUUUCGAGAGAAUCUUCUCAAGAAAGUGAGCCUAGUGCACAGCUGCGAUACUUUUCCAGAAAUGGCCAGGCAAGUCUGAAGCGUUGUAUACUCAGCAUGCUCCAAAGCCCAAGAAUGGAACCAUCUUGGAGAGCGAGACCCUUCCGGAUAUGCCUGUCUUUGAUGGAUCGUUGGGAGAUUGGCGGACUUCUGAUACCUGAGGUCUUCCUCCCCGCAAUGAAGAGUCUGCACACGUACAGCUUGAACGCUCCAUCUAACGACGUCGCGGAUGUCGUUCGCAGUGCGAGCUUGUUUUUUGACGGAGUCGAGGCAAGCCUUAUCUGGGAACGCCUGAUGGGUGUCCUACGUGAUGCAUUCGAGCGAGGACAGCCUGCUGGACCUGCUCUUCAGCUGUAUCAGUGGAUCAUCAACAGCUUCAAUGUGAAAGACGAGGAGAUGUUGAACAUCCAUAUCCCACAUGCGAUCCUCUAUCUUCUCAGCAGCUUUGAUCCUGCCAAUUUUGCAUCCAAAAGCCGGCAGCAGAUCUUGACACUAUUGUCUCAGAUGCUCGAGAUCGUGCCUGCUAGAGUAUUCAAAUCUUCAGGCGAUCACGAGCGGAACGUGCGAAAGCAUGGCCCCUCUGAGACUGCAGGUGAUGAUAAAAUCCGCCGAGCAAUCGCCAAAUACUACAGAGGAGACGAGCCGAGCACAGGAAAGCCAACCGCACCUUACGACAGUGCGGAGGUGCUCAGUUUAAUCAUCCCACGGAUCGUCUCAAUACUGGAGAAAGCACUUUCAACACUAGAUUCGGAACUAUGCGCGCAAUCUACCGCCCUCUUCAUGGACUUAUUGUCGAAGAAGGAAGGUGGUGUAAGUCUUCAUGGUGCAAGACUACGUGAGACACUAACGAAGACACUAUGCGCGACUUCUGGUAGCACCAGCGCCACACCAUUUCCCAUAAUCAGCUCCACUAUAAUGCUCAUGACAAUGUUGCGGUCACAGACUUCAUCGGAAGACUACUUCAGUGAGAGUCAGGCCUCACAGUUGACCGUUGCAUUAAGUUCGAGACUGUGGGAAUACUUCUCUCCCGAGAAGCCCAAGUAUCACGUCGAAGCUACAAAAGCUCUCUGGCAGCUUGAAGACUUCGCGUUUCCCGGCGAUGCAUUGGCAGCUACUCUGACAGGUCUAGUAAGGAAUCGAGGUGAAGCUAUCGACCAAGCUGAAGCUACUCGCCGAUUCUGCGUGCUGUGGAAUCACUCCAUCACUACCGGUGGAUCCAAAUCUGGCACCCUUCGAAGAGGAAGUGCUAUAUCUGUGCUCAGUGACGCCAAGCAGCACAGCAGAUCUCUUCAGGUGCUUGAACGGCCGCUCUUGCUGAUAAUCGACCAAUUGGAAGAUCCUGAGCUCCCCGCCUUCGACGUUGUCAAGAGCUGGCUAGACGGACUGCAUUCGCUGGAUCAGGUCUUGGUUCUGCUGUUCAGGAACCUCAGCGAGCUAAGGCUUUCAGUAUUUGAGAACCGGGACCCCGGUGAGCAACAAGAGAAACGUCGUAGAGACGGCGACAUCCGUGGUGUUGAGUACGUCCUGAGCCUGUUCCAGAACAUCCUGACACAUGAUAGCGAAUGGACUUGGCAGUGCCUGAGCAGGAUUUUGGUGACCGGAAGUACCGCCGAGGAGGAGCAUGAUGGAUUUGCUUCCUUGACAGAAACAUGCUUGGCACUGCUGUGCAAUGAGAGACAUCGAUCAAAAUCUCUGGACCGACGAUUGAUAUCUAUCUUGGAAUUACUCUUGAACAGCCCUGCAGCUGUGGAACUAAAGCCACUUGAUCUGGAUACAAUCCUACUAGAUCGUCUCGUCGCCUGUAUUGAGGGCGACCUGGUCUCGUUGCAGGGAGGGAUAUUGAGACUUGUGCAAGCAGCAUUGAAACUGCGACUUCCGAAGUCAGAAGCUGAACAACAACCAACUACAACUCAUAGGGGAUCGUCCAGCAACUCCCCGAAGAGAAACUCGACUGCUCCAUACCCUAGACCUACUACCAGCGCUUCGGUCACGAGUCCAAGCCCUACGCCACCGCCUCAAUUGUUCAAGUGCCUGCGCCUUGGGUUUUCUUCUCCUGCUACAAGGUAUCACUUGGACCAAUGGCUGGCUUUCCUUGCCGACGUUCUCCCUAACUUUGCAGACGCCAUCUUUUCAAAUCUGCUUCCGUUAAUUGAGUGCUUCUGCCAGCAGUUGCGGAAGAAUCACGAAGAAAUGCUCAUGCUAUCCAAAAAGGGUGGCUCUGCGAAAGCUGUUGCUCCCGAAGCUGUGGCAAUGAGUCUUUUGGAUGGCCUGGAAAUGCUGCUAGAUCGCGCAUACGAAUGUCUUGUCAGCGAGGCAGUAUCUGAGCCUCCGCCAAAAGAGAAUGAGGCCAAGCAAAGCUUUCUGACCAAUGUCACAUCUGGAGUCUUCAAAUCGGAAGGCCCUCCUUCACGUACCUCAACAUCAAACAAUCGACUGACUGUGAUCCUGGCCUUCCAAGAUUCGAUCCGGGUUGCUCUUCGAAUGUGGAUCUGGGCCAGCAAGCCAAGUACAGCAUCUGAUCUCGACGACAGCAGUUCGGCGACGACUGCGUACAAUGCACUUCGGGUACGCAACAAGACGAGACAUCUCUUGGAACAGAUUUUCUCUGUUGAACCACUGGAGAGUCUCGAAGUGCUGAUUGCGCAUUGGUGCUUCGCCGGCGAGGACACAGAUGCACAUUCAGCACUCAGCAUUCUCCAAGUGAUGCAAGUCUCACGGCCUAAGAAUGUCGUGCCCGCAACACUGAAUGCUCUCGGGACGCGGACCAAUCCUGGUUCAAUACCGACAUCCCGCACGUCUAGCUUGACGCUGGAUCUGAGCCCGUCCGAUAUUGCUACCUUCUUCUCCGCGUACCUCGACUCCACAGAAGACGACGCCAUGGAUGAGAUCUGGCAGGACUGCAUUACUUUCUCCAAGGAUGUCCUGGCGAACCCUCUGCCUUAUCGCCAGAUCUUACCACAUCUGCUGUCAAUCAUACUGCUUCUUGCUGAAAAGCUCAACAAUACGAACUUCGGGGAGCAGAGAAAGAUGCGCCGCGAGCUCACAGAUAUUUUCCAGCGAUUGCUUUCUGCUACCUUCACGGCAUUACCUUCUGGAUAUAUUGCGGAGCUCGCCGCAGAAGACGCACUGCAAAACGGCGACACUGCUUCUAGACACGCGAGAAUUGCACAUUCGAUGACACUGAUACCGGUACUGAAUCGUGUGGUUGGUAAAAUCGAUCUCAUACUCGACACACAAGAGCGAAUCGGCGCUUCGGUUAACACCAUCACUGCCAGCCUUCUGGUGCCCACCUUCCAUGCUCGAUCGUUCCCGAAAAAUGUCAAUGACGACGUUCUAACUUUGGUCACGAGCAUGACGAGGAAAGCACCCUCGGCGAAAUCGUGGAAAAAGGAAAUCUCCGAAGCAUUCAACGAUCCCAGGUUGCUGUCCUCGGCACCAGCAGUGAUGAUUAAUGGAUGGUUCCCGGUCCUCCAUCAAUGGUCCCUGUACGACAAAGAACGGAUGCCAGAGCUCUUAGCACGGCUCGCGCCACCUUCCGGUGCUGGGAUCAUGUUCGGUGUUGGAGCCUCCGCUGCCAGGCUUGAGGCCGACCGCAAGACACAGUUCAAUCUCCGACGAAUCUGCAUCUUACUACUCGCAUCUCCAGAAGACACAUAUGUCGCGCAUUUAAGGCCCAUUGAAGAGAAAUUGGCGGAGCUGUUCGAAGCCAGCCGAUCUUCCUCGCCAUCAGCUGCGAUCAGAGCCGAGCUGUUCAUGCUCUGCAGAAGUCUGGCAUUGUCUGUCAGUACAAUGCACCUCUCACCACUCUGGCCGAUCAUCAACGACAGACUGCAGUCGGCGUUGACGUCCCUGCUGCCCAAUAGCCAGAACGCCAAUGACUUCAACAAUUUGUCUCUUCUUCAGGCUUGCAAAUUACUGGACCUUCUCAUCGCAUUGUCGCCUGAUGAAUUUCAGCUACACGAGUGGCUAUAUAUCACCGACACUGUUGAUGCCGUAUAUCAGCCAGCAGAUUGGAAUUCUGCAGCUCUAUCAGACCAGGUUGCGGAGGUGCUGGGAUCCACUACUGCGGACGACAACCUGAUCACGGCCACGCCUAACACUUCCGCUUCAGCAGGACGCAGGCGAGCCCUCCUCGCAGACGACCUUCCAGUCGACAAGGACGAUAUCAAAGCUUUGCCAAAGGAAGAAUUUGUUCGUGCCGUGCUGAGGCCAUUCCUGAGUCAGCUGAGUAUCCACGCGUAUGAAAGCGUCUACAGUAUGGACAGUCUGGAUGCGGAUGCGCUCAAGAGAGACUUGCUGAAUGAUCUACUGGAUUUGGGCAGUAUUGUAGAGUAA
This is a messenger RNA of Lecanosticta acicola, 5545 nucleotides long. The record is from the annotation of a GenBank genome assembly. Lineage: Eukaryota; Fungi; Ascomycota; Dothideomycetes; Mycosphaerellales; Mycosphaerellaceae.